Messenger RNA from Soboliphyme baturini, 951 nucleotides. The record is from the annotation of a GenBank genome assembly. NCBI's taxonomy places the organism in Eukaryota, Metazoa, Nematoda, Enoplea, Dioctophymatida, Soboliphymatidae.
AUGUUUACUUUGUGCCCUGUCCACGGCAUCGUUGGGAUUGGUUAACGUGUGGAUUUGGCACUUAUGGAAGAACAAACCCUGGGAGGGAAAAAUUUCCUUUUCGUACUGAUCUCAAUCGGUAUGCGACAACAGGCUAUUCCUCUACUGCGCCGCGGGACAUCGGCGACGGUAACGAUGAGUCAGUAUCAGGCAUCCUGUCUUCUGGCUAACGCGUUUUUAUGCACCUUCCCAACUUUGUUACUGCUCACCAACCCUUCGAAUCACGUCCGGUUUCCUGAAAUCAAUUUCUACCGAUUUUUUGAAUACAACAGGAUCUGUUUCCAAAAGCUUCGUUGUAUUUUUCACUAUUUCGAAAGAGUACUGGUCAAAAAGCCGUCUGGAGUUAUUUCUUUCAGCCGUCAGGCCGUCACAGAUAUCCCUCGUUGGGCUAGGUCUGAUAAACGCCUCCGGGCCCUUCACGUCACGUCUCGCGAAACGAUAGAAGACUACGGCGUCGGCUUUGCACAGGUAGAUUUCGCGAACGCGUGUAUCGGCGGUGGCGUGUUAGAUCUUGGCUGUGUUCAGGAAGAGAUCCGUUUUUUGAUUUGCCCUGAGCUGAUUGUCUCAAGACUCUUCACAGAAUGCCUGCAGGAAAACGAAUGUCUUAUCAUUUCAGGGUUCGAACGUUUCAGCUAUUACGCGGGAUAUGCGAACACCUUUAAGUGGUUAGCGCCAUACUAUGAUGAUACUCCGAGGGACAAAUUCCAUAGACGUGCCGUAGAGUUGAUAGCCAUCGACGCAAAAUACUAUCGUCGUUUUCAAGACCAGUUCAAGCCAAAAUGGAUUUUGCGGGAUCUCAACAAGGCUUAUGCGGGUUUCUUCCUUAACUCAGAAACCGUGCCUGCCGUUGUAACCGGAAAUUGGGGCUGUGGUGUCUACCACGGUUGCUGCCAGCUGAAAAGUAACUUGUAA